AUGCAAAAAUCUUAACUAAUUAGAGUAUUGAGUGAUUCUAAUAAAUCCCCAAAUCCUUUUUCUAUGUUCCGAUAAUUAAGUCAAGAAACACCAACAAAUCAAGGGAAUAGUUAAUCUUAGACAACAGAUAGAGAAAUAGCUCGUUUGACUAGAUUAGUUAGUUCUUUAAAAAAAGAGAAUGAAUCAUUGUAAAUACAAAUUAAGUAAUUGGAAUAGUUGGAUUACAAAAGUAAAAUCUUAACUUUAGAAUAAAAAAAUAAAUAGUUAGAAUCUUAAAUAGAAACUUUUAAAAAAUUACCCAUAGAUUAGAUCAAAACCUUAAUAGAUGAUAAUGAAAGAUUAACUAGUAUUGUUGAAAAUUAAUCAACUAAAAUAAAAACACUUUUAACAUAAAUUGAUGAAUUAAAAGACUCCUCUUUUUAAAAUGAAGGAAAAAAUGAAAUCAUUUAAUCCAUGAUAAAAGUAAUAUAUCAUUUUUUAAAUUAAAGGAACUUGAAAAUUAAAAAUUAUAUGUCUAAGAUGAAUACAAGAGAUACAAUAUCUUGAAUAAGGAAAAGUAAACCCUAUACAUUGAAUUACAAAUGGCAAAACAAUAAAUUAAAGAACUUCAUCAAACAUUAGAGAAAAUAAAGAUGAUCAAUUUGGAAAGCAGUGAACCCAGUGACUUACUUCAUUAGGAUUAUCUGAAAAGCCAUGAUGAAGUUUUAACUUUCUUAAAAAAUUAAUAUUGA
This is a messenger RNA of Paramecium pentaurelia, 731 nucleotides long. The record is from the annotation of a GenBank genome assembly. Lineage: Eukaryota; Ciliophora; Oligohymenophorea; Peniculida; Parameciidae.